Molecule: messenger RNA, 2810 nt
Organism: Podarcis muralis (Common wall lizard)
Lineage: Eukaryota; Metazoa; Chordata; Lepidosauria; Squamata; Lacertidae
Gene: DCBLD1
Product: discoidin, CUB and LCCL domain containing 1
Cellular component (GO): plasma membrane
Molecular function (GO): signaling receptor activity
Source: RefSeq, a predicted model, not a curated record
AGGAGGGCUUCGGGGUCAAUCCCCGCUGGCUUCCAGGCAGGCUCGAACCGAACCCCUCCAGGCGAGCCAUCGCUGGGAAAGGAGCCGCCUGGGUGGACGGACGCGCCUCCCUCGGCGCACGAGGGGAGGCCCGGGCCCGUUGGGAGCCGCCCCUCCGCCGCGCCGUCCAAUGGGAAGAGCCGCGCUCGCCUUCCUCGCUUCCUUUCUCCCGCGGCAGGCGGCCGGGCGCUGGGCAGACGGGGAGCCGCUUCUCCGGCGCCGCCGCCGCCGUCGUCGAGGGGGCGUCCCGAGGAGGAGGCAGGCAGGCGAGCGGGAGAGGGCCGCCGCGGGCGUUUCAAAGCGGCGGGAAAAGGGCGAAGAGCGGCGGCUGGGCAGGCAGGCAGCCGCGAGUCCCGCGGGGCCAUGGGUCGCUGCAGGCGGCGGCUGCUGCUGCCGGGGGCUCCGGCGCUCGCCCUCUUCCUGUUGCUGCUGCUGCCCGCUUGGCUGCUCGGGAGCUGCGCGGAGAAGCUCGGAGAUGGAUGUGGGCCUAUGAUAAUCUAUCAAGACAGUGGAACACUGGCGUCUAAGAACUAUCCGGGGACCUACCCCAACUACACUACCUGUGAGACGAGAAUUCAGGUGCCUCAGGGGAAACGUCUGAUCUUGAAAAUUGGGGACUUGGAUAUUGAAUCCCAGCAAUGUGAAUCUAACUAUCUUAGCAUCCACAGUUCUACAACAGUGCAUGGACCCUACUGUGGGAAUGUGCCUGUCCCAGAAGAAAUCAUCUUAGAUUCUAAUGAAGCAACCAUUCACUUUGAGAGCAGGUCCCAUGUGUCUGGAAGAGGCUUCCUGUUGUCCUUUGCUAGUAGCGAUCAUCCAGAUCUAAUCACAUGUCUGGAGAGAGCAAACCACCACGUGGAGAAGGAAUUCAGCAGGUACUGUCCAGCUGGUUGCAGAGACAUAGCAGGUGAUAUUUCUGGGAAUAUAGUGGAAGGCUACAGAGAUACUUCCUUAUUGUGCAAAUCUGCCAUACACGCUGGAGUAAUUGCAGACGAACUGGGUGGUCAGAUUAGUGUGAUUAAACUGAAAGGAACGAGCCGGUAUCAAGGAAUCCUAGCCAAUGGCAUCCUUUCUCAGGAUGGCUCUCUGUCAGAUAAGCGGAUUAUUUUUAACUCAAAUGGUUGCAAUCAAUCACUGAACCUAGAAGGACGAAAUGCAUCCAAUGGUCAGAUCACGGCGUCAUCAUUCUGGGAUGAAACCAAUGACAUUGGGGAGGUGGUUCCGUGGUCUCCUGUUAGGGCCUGGCUCAAAGUCCAAGGGCCUUCGUGGGCAGCAAACCAGAGCAACUCUCGGCAGUGGCUAGAAAUUGACCUGGGAGAAAGGAGAAGAAUAACAGACCAAAACAGAUCCCUUUUGUUUACUUUUCUUUCAUUACAAGGAAUUAGAACCACAGGGUCCACAAUGCUCAAUUUUAACUAUUACGUUAAGACGUUUAUUGUCAACUAUAAAAAUAACAACUCAAAAUGGAGGACUUACAAAGGAAUCCUAAGCAAUCAAGAAAAGGUAUUCAAAGCCAACUCUAAUCAUGGAGACAUAGUCCGGAAUAAUUUCAUUCCCCCCAUAGUAGCCCGCUACGUGAGAAUUAUUCCACAGAGCUGGAACAAAAGAAUAGCUCUGAAGGUGGAACUUAUUGGUUGUCGCAUAAACCAAGUUAACAGCUCCCUUACGCAUCCGCUCUGGCAGAGACCAAGUCAAAGCACAGGUGUCUCGGUUAGAAAAGAAGACAGAACCAUCACAGAGCCCAUACCCUCAGAAGAAGGCAGCUUAGGACUGAAUCUUACUACCAUAAUCGUUCCAGUAGUAGGGGUGCUUUUGCUGUUCCUGAUAUCUGGAAUUGGUAUCUAUGCAGUUGUACGAAAGAGAGGAAAGAAAGGAGGUGCUUAUGGCUCAUACGACACCGGAAAACCAGGUUUCUGGAAACAAAUCAAACAACCCUUUGUCAGACACCAGUCUACUGAAUUCACCAUCAGUUAUAAUAAUGAAAAGGAUACGCCACAAAAGCUAGAUCUCGUCACAAGAGAGAUGGCAGAUUAUCAACAGCCUCUCAUGAUAGGAACUGGGACAGUAACCCGAAAGGGAUCCACUUUCAGACCCAUGGACACAGAGAAUGAGAAAAAAGGAAGCGCCGAGACCGGGAACCAUUACCACUGCCCACAGAGAGCAAAUCGCCACGAUUAUGCACUGCCUUUGACCAACCACGAGCCUGAAUACGCCACUCCUAUUAUAGAGCGACACGUAGGAAGAGAAAACGCUUUUCAUUCAGAGAGCUGCUAUAACAUUCCUACUGCUUCUGCUGUGCAUAAAUGUUCCCUUUCCACAGGCACUUUCACUGCCUUGUGCCAGACUGAAACGGGGAGUGAAGAUUAUCAAACACCGCAAAGUCAGAAGGAGUAUGACAAGCCAAAAAUGAAAGCCUUGCCCACACUUGACUACAAUACUGGCUAUCAGAAGCCCCAGACCAGUUUAUUGAAAGAUGAGGGCUAUUCGACACCCAGAUACUGCCUAAAACCAGUAAAUCAGACUGCAAUGACAGCUCUUCUGUAACCUUAAGGACCAGCGGAAACUCACUGCCAUAAUGUUUAAAGCACUGGAUUAGAUUUAGAGCAAAACAAAAUUUGCUCUUGGCUGAGGAGUGAAAGCUGUUCGUUGCUGCCUUUGCAGUAGAGUCUUCAGGCAGUCGAUUCUCUGCAGCUGCGAUAUUGGUGCUCCACUCUAACAUUGUGCAAUGUGUACAUACAUUUUUAAUUUAAUAAAAAUAACUUAAACUUUAA